AUGUAUUCGAUGUGGCCGUUACUUUUCUUAUUAUUGUUAGUUGGAGUUGAUGCAAAUGUAUCUGCAUCUCUAAUUAAAUCCUCUUUUCCAUUAGGAAAUGCACAAACUGAAAUAACAUCAGUUCAAUGUCCAGAUGGACAAACUUAUUGUCUUAAUGGUCAGACUUGUUGUCCAUUAACAACGGGUCGGUAUUAUUGUUGUCCAUUACCGAAUGCUACAUGUUGUAGUAAGUUGUUAAUUAAAAUAAAUAUGUGA
Rotaria sordida is the source of this 255-nucleotide messenger RNA. The record is from the annotation of a GenBank genome assembly. Lineage: Eukaryota; Metazoa; Rotifera; Eurotatoria; Philodinida; Philodinidae.